AUGGGCUCUCAAUUCUCCAACCUGGAGCUCGGCACCGACGCCCCCACUCCCACUCAAGCUCCGCAACCUGAAGCUGCUCUGUUCGACCCGUUCAUCGGCGUGGUCGAGAUCUACCUCUCCGUCCCCUCUGACACGUUCGACACGCUUCAAGGUCUGCUCAGUUGCAUCAGGUACUUCGUCAAGCUCGAGCGGGACUCGAGCAAGGAGAAAGGUAUGGUGGCAAGUGCCUGCGCGACACUCGAGGUGCCGGGGAUGAAGGUUCAUCAUAUCCAGACGCUGGCGGGAAGGCUUCCGGGUUUCCUAUGGUGUGAGGCGCAGCUGAGGUUGCGCGUUGGACGACAGGACGCUCCGCCUGCGUACGACCAUACAGACGAUCGAAGCCGUCGAGAGGAGCUGGUGGACUUGCCGUGGAUUGAGGCCUUGUAUUGA
Molecule: messenger RNA, 429 nt
Organism: Pseudozyma hubeiensis SY62
Lineage: Eukaryota; Fungi; Basidiomycota; Ustilaginomycetes; Ustilaginales; Ustilaginaceae
Exons: 1
Coding region: 1-429 (142 amino acids)
Source: RefSeq, a predicted model, not a curated record